AUGAUAUGUAUUUCUAAUGUGACCUGUUUCUCUAAUCCACUAGAUGAUAAAACUACAAGGACAUCAGAAGACAUAGAUUAUUCUCUACAUCAAGUCUUCAAAAUUGAAGACGACGUCGAAGAAUACUUCGAGUUAGAAAUAGAAACGGAUAAUUGGGAACAUGACGGAAUCCAAAGUACAUUUGUUAAUGGGCAAGUGAUAAUUAAAAACGGACAUAUUCGUAUUAUCGAUAAAAGUGCCGAUUCUAAAAACCAAAAAAUCGAAGAAGGCCUUAUGGAUAAACCUGAAAAGGAAGAUUCGACAUUUGAUGCUAUUUAUUUAAAGUGUAUUUAUAACAGGUAUCAUGGAAACAGUAUUUUAAAUAAAUUGCUAUUCGGACCAGGCCUAACGAUAACACCAAUUAAGCAAGAACCAACUGAUGACGAUCCAACUGUGACUAAAAACAUCAACAAUUUAAAUGGAUUUAACGGAAUAAAUCCAUUAGAUAACACCAUGAAUUCUGUUUCACCUACUGAUGACCCGGUCGAUCAAGACGAGACUGUCGAAGAAAACAUUUACAUAAUUGUUUCUCAAGAUGUGGACGUCCCCCACAAAAAGCCAAAAAGCAGAAAACGACCGCCACCAUACUGUAACUUCUGCAAGAAAAAAUUCAAAGAUAACAUCAGCUUCGCCAAACACUCAUUGAAACACUCUUUGGAUAAUGUGUUUCGGUGCUUCUUGUGUCACAUAACGGCUAGAAUGACCGCGGAUCAGAUAGAGACCCAUAUUAGAAUUCACGAAAACAAACCGAAGUACAUGUGCGAAUUUUGUAACGCGAAGAUUUAUUCUGAUUAUGCAGCCAUACAACACGAAAGGUGGCAUUUGGGGAAGAAGGGGGCUUCCUCUUCUACUUGCUUUAAUUGCGGCGAGAGCUUUCUCUUCCUCUGCAGCCUGGAAAUGCAUAAAAAGAAGUGCAAUCCUUCUCCUGAAUGCAGCGUAAAGGUAUCGAAACAUUUGCCGAUUCCUUUACAGCUUAUCGAACCAAUCCCCUGUAAUAUAUGUGAGAGCACUUUUGACGACCACUACAACUACGCUCUACACAUCGUUGACCACCAUAAAGACGGAGAAUUCAAAUGCUAUAUGUGUGGUAUGGAAUCCAAGAUGGCGUUGCUAGAAAUUCAGCAACAUAUUAAAAAUCACUUGGACGGACCGAUGCACAAAUGUCCUGUUUGCAAACUCGGAUUCGCUAGAAGAACUGACGCAGUGGAACACGUCAAUUUUCAUGAAUGGGUGUCUCUUCAGUCACAGGAAAAACUGUCAUAA
Psylliodes chrysocephalus is the source of this 1302-nucleotide messenger RNA. The record is from the annotation of a GenBank genome assembly. Lineage: Eukaryota; Metazoa; Arthropoda; Insecta; Coleoptera; Chrysomelidae.